AAAAAGAGGUUUUAACUCAGCACAUGACGAUUCACACAGAUGAAAAGCCUUUUAUGUGUGUGAUCUGUGAAAAGCGAUUUGCUUUCAGAUCUGCUUUCAACGUUCACAUGAGAACUCAUACGGGUGAAAAGCCAUUUUCAUGUGUUGCCUGUGGACAGUCUUUUAGUCAAAAACACGUCUUAACUAAUCACAUGACGGUUCACACAGGUGAAAAGCCUUUUUCAUGUGAGACCUGUGGAAAAUGUUUUGCUUUCAAAUCUGCUUUCAAUGUCCAUGUGAGAACUCACACCGGAGAAAAGCCUUUUUCAUGUGUCACCUGUGGGAAAAGUUUUGGUCGAAAACAAUAUUUAACUGAGCACAUGAUGAUUCACUCAGGGGAAAAGCCAUUUUCCUGUGUGAACUGUGGAAAGUGUUUUUCUCAAAGACGCCAUUUAACACUUCACAUGGCGAUUCACACAGGUGAAAAGCCUUUUUCAUGUGUGACUUGUGGAAAGUGUUUUGUUUUCAAAUCUGCUUUUGGUGCUCAUAUGAGAACUCACACAGAGGAAAAGCCUUUUUCAUGCAUCACCUGUGGGAAAUGUUUCAGUCAGAAACGGUAUUUAAAUGAGCACAUGAAGAUUCACUCAGGUGAAAAGCCUUUUUCAUGUGUCACAUGUGGAAAAAGUUUCAGUCAAAAACGUGUUUUACUUAAUCAUAUUGUAAUUCACACAAAUAAAGGCCUUUUUGGUGUCUGACUUGUGGAAAAGGUUUUAAUGAAAAAUGUCAUUUAACUGUUCACAUGAGAAAUCACUCGGGUAAUUAAUUUAGAGCACAAAAAAUCUAAUGGAAAUUGGCGCUUUCAUUUGUUUCACAUAUUAAUCAGUCUAACUACCUAUUUAAUAACAAGUAAAAUCCAUUGGUACUUUACAGUAAAUGCAAAAUUCACCACACUAAUUUUUGUGGAUUGAUUGUACAAAGUAUGUGAUGGGUAUUUUUCGACAACCUGUGUAAAAUGAACCACAGACAACUUGUGUGAGUUUUGACCAAGCUUUCGUGAAAGGAGAAGAUGCAGCGGGCCGCUCCAGCGAGCUGCCCACCGCAUGUUCUGUUAACUUCCAAUUUGAGCCCGUCUUUUAUUAUCAUGCCUGCACACAGGCAGUUUCUAAGGUAGGGAGUAUUCUGGUUGAUAAGAAGGCACCUGUGGAAACAUAAUUUAAGAUCUGGGAAAUACACAAUUAACUGUUUCACAUGAAGACGAAAAGGCAGAUGGGGCCUCCAGGUCAGCUUAUACACACAAAAGGAAGUUAGAACACUUUAAAUAAGAACCACAAUAAUCUAUAACAAUAUAAUGUUGGGUUAAUGAUCUAAAGUAAUAAAUGUUUAAUGUUAUAAAUGAAAUGUAAGAAUGAUAACAAAAAAUUCUAACAGUAUGUGUGAUUGUCUUCAAUAAUUUGAUGUUUCUCUCAACUUAGUUGUAACAAUAUUUUGGUCUUUCCUGCUGAGCGGUCUUUUGUGAAAGAUUCUUUUUUAUAUUGAAAUGGCUUAUGUGUAUUUAGAUAGAUCUAAAAGUUAUACUAAUGUCUUUGAAGCUAAUUAAAUGUAAUGUUUCAUUUGGGAAUAAAAGUUUAGAGUUUUUCUUUA
This is a messenger RNA of Poecilia latipinna (sailfin molly), 1620 nucleotides long. Its product is annotated as gastrula zinc finger protein XlCGF8.2DB. Gene Ontology annotation, biological process: regulation of transcription by RNA polymerase II. Gene Ontology annotation, molecular function: DNA-binding transcription factor activity; RNA polymerase II cis-regulatory region sequence-specific DNA binding. The record is from RefSeq and is a predicted model, not a curated record. The transcript is spliced from 2 exons. Lineage: Eukaryota; Metazoa; Chordata; Actinopteri; Cyprinodontiformes; Poeciliidae. The coding region runs from base 24 to 734 and encodes 236 amino acids.